Molecule: messenger RNA, 1700 nt
Organism: Alternaria rosae
Lineage: Eukaryota; Fungi; Ascomycota; Dothideomycetes; Pleosporales; Pleosporaceae
Exons: 1
Coding region: 236-1540 (434 amino acids)
Source: RefSeq, a predicted model, not a curated record
AUCUCUUUUGCAAUCGACAGUUACGCCCGUAAGAGGUUUCCUAGGUGCAUGGCACUGUGAGUCACAGGGAAUUGGGCAGUCCCUCCGAUAAGCAAUGUUUUAGUGAUAUAUGAUGCUGAAGAUGUUGCACAUAUGCUUCCAUGCCUACACCGGCAGCGCUCUCCGCAACCCAUUUACCAGUGCCCAAGAAGACUGCUGUAAUCUUGGUUAGUUCGCCAUAAAACCCACCGAAACCAUGUCUUCAUCAACAUCAUCCACCCAACCAGCCACACAUAUCCUCUCCCUCACAAACUACACGACCCACCACCUUGUCUCCAUCAAUCUCAAACCCAUUACUUCACUACCUCCCUCCUCUCUCCGCCUCUGUACCAAAAUCCUCGGCCUAACAACAAAUAACCUCUCCUACGCACGUAUCGGCCACCUAAUGGGCUGGUACGACACAUAUCCGCUUCCUUCUACGACACCCCCUCCCUGCAACGACCCUACCAAAUACGGCCGCGUCGCUGCAUGGGGUUACGCCGAGAUCCUAGAAAGCACUGUCGAAGGCAUCGAGAAAGGAAUGAGCGUAUAUGGGUAUCUACCGAGCAGUACCGAGUGGGAAGAUGUGACCGUGGAAAGAGCUAAAGAUGUACGAGACGGGAGGGCGAUUCAGGAUCAAAUUGUCGUAGUUGAUGGGCAUAGACAGCAUUUGUGGAAGCUGUAUAACCGGUAUCGUGUUUGCGGUCCACUUCCACAACUCGCUGGCAAGAUUGAGGGGAAGGAUGAGCUGGGCUGGGUAGCGUUGAUGAUGGGCCCGUUUACUGUUGGCCACAAUCUUUGCUGCUAUGUGUUUCCUUGGCAGGGAGAGGAAGAGGACAUUCAAAAGAGGAGAAUAAAUCCCACCGGAAACGGGGAGUGGAGCGCUGAGGACGCUGAUCUGGGAGGUGCUACGGUCGUCUUGUUGAAUGCGAGUGGGAAAACAGCUUCUUGCUUUGCGUAUGCGCUCCGACACUGUCGAUCCGUUGGUUGUCAACCUGAUCGUAUCAUCGGAGUUGGUUCGAAAGCCUCUAUCGACGCGAUGAAGAAAACAGGGUGGUACGACAACGUUGUUGUCUACGACGACUUCGACAGCACGCUCAAACAGGUCAAGGAUUCCGGUACAAAACGUACUCUACUCUUCGACUUCGGCGCUCGCCCCGGAGCAAACGCAAAUUGGAGGUCUGCGCUAUCGUCAUUAACGCCCGAUAUUCCUUUCACACUGGUGACGGUCGGCGGUGAAGUCGCGCCUCAAGACCCAGGAAAAGCAGCGCAACGCCUCGCCGACAGAGCUUCGUUGAACAUAGUCAAUGCAAGUUUGUUGCAAGAAAAGGGCAUUGAUGUGGCUGGACAGCGAUACUUCAAGGAUCUGUAUGCCGCCUUUGAGGCAUUCUGGACACGGGCCAGAGACUUGGAAAUGCUAAAGUUGAAGUGGGGUGAGGGGCUGGACGGCUGGGAUCGAGGCUGGGAGUUGUUGUGUAGGGAUAAGGUUAGAGCUAACGUAGGUUUAGUAUAUAACAUCUAGAUAUUCUCCCUCUGUCAGCCGAAGGCUUGUUCAAAAGAAGGGCGUGAUGAAUCAUGGUUUGGGUGAUCGAGAGUUCGGACGCGAAUGCAUGCUGUAUGUCUAUAGACUACGUUGUUGGAGAGUUUGCGUGCUGUUGAAUUGGUACCAUUGUUUGUAAUGA